ACCUCAGCACACAAAUUCUCCUAUUCCCAUUUCGAUUAAUCGAAAUUCUCUGUACGCGUUAAUCGUUUGUUCUUUAUUAGACAAAAGUACUAUCUACAAAAUCAGCAGGGAGUUAACUAGACGGAGUAAAGCAGCCGUAAAUAUAUAUGUAUGCAAGUAACCAUAAAAACAAUUGCCACUAAACUAUAUCAACACAAAUAUAUAUAUAAAUAAUAACACUAUAUCAAAUAGUGUUGCUGUGAGCGAUAUUAAAUGUUUGAGACCAUCAGUGAAAGGCAUCGCGGUAUAUUAAGACGCGAAUUUACCGAGGAUGUAUCAGUUUUAGUACAACUUUACUUAGACAAGUUUGUUGGCAAAAUAUGUAUUCUACUUAUUACAUACUUGUUCUUGGACUGAUGACAUGGGCAUCUGCGUUCCCGAUACAGAUUCUGCUGACCGAUCAGUACGGUCGUCAAUUUUUGAUGCCAUUCUAUGCGACCCAACAACAGCAUCAGCCACAAUUGGAACGGUCUGAUAACAUACAAAAUCCUGAGUACAGCAGCGAAUUUGGACGGCGGACUGAAGGAGGCUUCCAACCAUCCGCUGGACACUAUGGUGAAGACGACCAACAAAAGUACUCAUCCCAGCUCAAAAGUUACGACCAAGAAUCUUUGAAUGAUCAGCCUAGUAAUGAUGAUUAUAAUUAUGAUCAUAAUCAGGGUAAUGAGCAUAAUUAUGAGCAGGAUCAUAAUUAUGAUCAUGACCAUGGGUUCGAUGGUGAAAAUCAUGUCCCCGUGUCUGAGCAUGUCGAAGUUACUAAACCUGUCACUGUACCAGUUUACAAGGAAAUCGGAGUACCAGUACCACAUGAGGUUAAGAUCCAUAUUCCACAUCCGGUGGUAGUAAAUGUACCCCAGCCUUAUCCGGUGGGCGUACCAGUGGGCCAUCCGGUACCGAUCCAAGUUAUCAAGACUAUUGCGGUUCCUGUGGAAAAAAAAGUGCCUUAUCCAGUAGAGAAACACAUUCCGGUACCGAUCGAAAAACCCGUGCCAAUAACCGUCGAAAGACACAUUCCGGUGCCUGUUGAAAAACCAUAUCCGAUUAAAAUUCCCGUUUACAAAACGAUCCACCAUCAUGCCAAGUCUUAUCAUGGAUAAUCUAAUUGUUAUUUAUAUUGUUGUUUUGUUUUUUGUAUUUAUGAAUAAAUAAAUAAAUUUUUGUUGCUGUAA
Microplitis mediator is the source of this 1208-nucleotide messenger RNA. RefSeq lists its product as uncharacterized. The transcript is spliced from 3 exons. The coding region runs from base 360 to 1136 and encodes 258 amino acids. NCBI's taxonomy places the organism in Eukaryota, Metazoa, Arthropoda, Insecta, Hymenoptera, Braconidae. The record is from RefSeq and is a predicted model, not a curated record.